AUGUCGCUGAAAUACGGGCUCAAUCUCAAGAAGAAGGCGGCAGCGCCAACGCGGAAGACGUUGAAAGGCCUCGACGACGAAGAUGGCGACGAUGACGAGCCGAAGCAGGUCGGGGAAGUAGUGGAGGAGAUAAGCACAUUCGGCGGCAGCAAAUCUGCCUCGACAUCGAAACCCACACCUGCACCUGGCCUCACUGGACGACCGAAGCCCAAACCACAAAGAAAAGAUGGCGAAGACUUUGGUGCAGAUCUGUCAGCUAUGCAAGCCUCGAAAGCGCAAGUGAAAGCUGCACAACAAGUCGACGAAGCAAUCUUCGACUACGACUCCUUCCACGAUGCAAAGCAGUCCGUCGCAGACGCCAAGAAGGCAGCUUCAAAGCAAGAUGCGAUCGAGCGAAAGCCAAAGUACAUCAACAACCUCCUCGAUGCAGCCGAGCGACGCAAGAAGGACCAACAAGUCGCCAUGGAGAAGAAGCUGCAGCGUGAGCGAGAGGAGGAAGGAGACGAGUUUGCUGAUAAGGAGAAGUUCGUGACGGGUGCUUACAAGGAGCAGCAGGAAGAGAACAAGCGCCUGGAGGAAGAGGAGCGGAGGAAGGCGGAGGAAGAAGCCGCGAAGAAGAAACGGUUGGGUCUGGGCAAUGGUAUGCAAGGCUUCUAUCGCACCAUGAUGGAUCAAACGGAGCAACAACAUCGCGAAGCCGUGGAAGCUGCUGAGAAGGCUGAGAAAGAAGGCGUCAAGCUCAGCGACAACAAGGUACAGAAGAGCGACGCAGAACUGGCGGCCGAACUGGCAUCUCGAGGCAAGAACAUUCACGUGAACGAGGAUGGGCAGAUCACAGACAAGCGGGAGCUACUUACUGCUGGUCUGAACAUCGUGCCAUCGGGCAAGGCUAAGGAUGACCACGCCGCGGGCCAUCUAAAAACUUCGAAUCGAUCGCAGCAGUCAGCCUUCAAGGGCCGCAAGAAUGAUGCCAAGCAAGAGACGCGUGAGAGGCAGAGCCAGAUGAUGGAGGAGCAGCUGGCGGCUCAGGCCAAACGUGCACGUGAAGAAGAGGAAGAGGAGCGUGUCCGACUUGAGAAGGCGGCCAAGUCGCAGAAGACGGACGUUGAUAUUAGUGAUGCCAAAGCACGAUAUCUCGCACGAAAGGCGGCGAAAGAGAAGGAGCGUGCUGGAGGUUGA
Molecule: messenger RNA, 1179 nt
Organism: Fulvia fulva
Lineage: Eukaryota; Fungi; Ascomycota; Dothideomycetes; Mycosphaerellales; Mycosphaerellaceae
Product: Nuclear speckle splicing regulatory protein 1
Exons: 1
Coding region: 1-1179 (392 amino acids)
Biological process (GO): regulation of alternative mRNA splicing, via spliceosome
Source: RefSeq, a predicted model, not a curated record